UACAAGAAAAUCCUAGAAAAACUGCUUUCGAUUGUGGACGUAUUUUGGAUGAAAAUUUUGCUUCUAAUGAUACAAGUGACCUGCUAAAAGUAUUACAAGGAGCAUCUGCAGAAUCUUUUCUUCAGGCAUGUGGUGCAGCAAGUGGUACAGUUAUAGAAAAAGAAGGACCUUUCUCCUACGCCCCUCUUCAAUCGUAUAUGGAUGGUAAUUUCAAAAAAGUACCAAUUCUGAUGGGAUUCAACUCGGAAGAAUGGAUGUGGUCGGGAUUGGAUCCAGAUAUCACUGCUUUAGCUGAACUCGAUGAUAAUCCUGAAAAACUCAUACCAGAUUUGAUCCAUAUGUCCCCAGCAAAUAAAAAAAUCGCUGGCCAACGCUUGAGAAAACUGUACACGAAAACUUCCUUUCAAAAAGAUAUUGGUGCAUAUUGCAGGUGGAACAGUGAUAACAUAAUGAUAACUCCAAUUUGUAAACAGGCGGAACUUAUAGCCGCUGAGGUGCCAGUUUAUUUAUACCAAUUUUCGUACUACGGCGAAUUGGGACAAGGUCCAACGGAUAUCAUUCCAGGUGCUGGAAGAGUGGCUCAUGCUGAAGAUUUACAUUAUAUGUGGGACGAUGGCUCUAAUUCUGAUCUGAGCAAAUUUCCAGAAGAAGAUGGGUUGACACUUCACCGGUUCGUGAAAAUGUGGACAAACUUUGUAAAGUAUCUAAAUCCAACACCGGAAAAAGAUCCUCUUCUGAAUAAUUUUACCUGGCCCACAACAAACAGUGAAAAUCUUCUCUAUCUCAACUUCAAUGACACUCUGGAGGUGAGAGAAUAUCCAAGACAAUUCAGAGAUGUGAAGGUGAUCUUUGAUAGUUAUAUGGAACCUCCAUAUAACUAUUACUAAAAGUGUAUUGUGUUUAGUUGAAAUGGAAAUAAAUAUUUCAUUAAA
This is a messenger RNA of Leptinotarsa decemlineata (Colorado potato beetle), 932 nucleotides long. Its product is annotated as juvenile hormone esterase. The record is from RefSeq and is a predicted model, not a curated record. Lineage: Eukaryota; Metazoa; Arthropoda; Insecta; Coleoptera; Chrysomelidae.